AUAUCGAUUGUCACACAAUUGACUUCGCAGUAUGUAAAAAUGGAGAAUGCAAGUGUGAGGAUAAUUUCACUGCUAUGGGUGAAUCCAAAUGUGUGCCGCUUUUAGGAGGAUUCUGUUUCAAAGAUUAUGAUUGCAUAAUAAACAAUUCCUCAUGCAUUGAUAACAAAUGUCAAUGCCAAAAAAAUUUGAUGGCAUUUAAUGAAAAUGAAUGCACUGAAUGUAAGUUUAUUUUACACUCAGAGAAAGAAUUUCUUUUAAAAAAAAUGGAUGCUACUUCGUCAGUUUUCUACGGUUUUGAUGAAGAUGAUAGCGAUAAUGGGAAUAGUUGUGCUUAUUUCGACGGAAGACCUUGUGAUCCUAAAGCUGAGAAUCCUUGUUGCGAUCCAGUUCAGAAAUGCACCAUUGCCGUGAAAAAUGAUCGUUGGUCAUAUCAGUGUAAGCAAAAAGCAUCAUUAGGACAAAACUGUACAUCUGAUUUUGAUUGUGAAAAGGAUCUUUAUGCGGAAUGUUCAAACGCUGAUGUAUGUGUUUGCAAUGAAAAUUAUGUAAUGAAAAAUAAAUCUCGGUGUGAGCAACUCCUCGGCGGACAGUGUUACCAUGAUGAAUCAUGCAAUAUCGACAAUUCAGCCUGUAUUGAAAACAAAUGUCAAUGUAAUCCCAGUUUCAGGAAUCCGGACAAAUACAAAUGUUUGCCAAGUGGGUGUAUUAUGACCCAGAUUUUGGGACAGAGACAGCUGAGGACUAAAUUAGGAAAUCAAUGCAAAACUGAUUCUGAUUGUGGAGAAGUGAGACAUACAAAAUGUUCCGAUAAUCAUGAAUGUGUUUGUGCAGAAAAUCAGAUUAUGGUUAACAAGGCGACGUGCUUGCCAUUACUGGAUGGAUUUUGUACGAAUGAUAGCCCAUGCUUCGUUAAAAAUUCUGUUUGUAUCAAUAAUGAAUGUCAAUGUCAGGAUGGAUACGUUCCUUUAUCACAUAACCAAUGCACAGCGCAUUGUCACCCUCAUUUGUCAUUUCCAUGUUGUGAGAGCAAUAACAAAUGUACAAAAAUCUUCGAAUGGUCUGUCAAACGACACAUUUCCGUAUGUUUAAAACCUGUCCUUUUAGGCGAUUCAUGUCAGACUGAUCUAGAUUGCCUAACUGUGAAGAAUUCAUGGUGCAACCAAAAUAAAAAAUGCGAAUGUGUAAACAAUAGCGUGCAGCAUAAUCCAUCAACGUGUUCUUCACUUAUAGGUGGCCAUUGUUUAACAGAUGAUGACUGCUUGAUUUUAAACACAGUUUGCACCGAUUAUUUGUGCACAUGCAAGCCUUCCUUUGUGUAUCGUCCUCAAGAUCAAUGCAUACCAAAUAUAUCAUUAGGAUCGUCCUGUGAACACAAUGACGACUGCGAUGAUCCAGGACAUUCUGAAUGCUCUGAAGAUAAAAUUUGUGUAUGCAAACCACGCAGAUUUAUAAAACACAAUACUUGUCAACCACGUCUAGCGACGCAUGGUACUUUUUGUCAAUCUGAUGAUGAUUGCGCAUUGAUUAAAUAUAUGAAAUGUUCUGAGAAUAACAAAUGUGUUUGUCAUGAUAAGACAAUUUUGAUAAAUAAUACAACAUGUGCGCCAAUUCUAGGUGCGCCAUUAAGAAAAUCGUGUGUGGAUACCUUAGAUUGUGACGAUAUAUGGCACAUGAAAUGCUCAGAAAACAAGACUUGCAUCUGCAAAGCUAAUCAUAUUGAAGUAAAUCAAGCGUUAUGUAAGCCACUUCUCGGAGCUAUAUGUCACUCAAAUGAGUGUGGUGUCAAUAAUUCCGUUUGUGUUGACUAUGAGUGUCAAUGCAAACCUUCUUUCAGACGUGAUAUUUCGCAUUCGACGUGCUCUGCAAAUUAUAAAUGUGUUUGUCAAGAAAAUCAUGUGGCAAUAAUAAACAAUGCAACGUGCGAGCCAUUAUUAGGCGGACUAUGUGAAACUGACGAGGUCUGCAGGACAGAGCAUUCUGUUUGCAUUAACAACCGAUGUCAGUGCACAAAUAGAAAACUAGAUUCACCCUGUAAAAGAAGCUUGGAUUGUACCGGUGUUGAUUUUACUGAAUGCAAUAUAAAUAAUAAUAGAUGUCAAUGUAUUGAAAAUUUUGUCAAGAUAAAUAAUUCAACAUGUUCACCGGUGAUAAAAGGAUUUUGUUCAAAUCAUGAAGAUUGCAAUGUAGUCAAUUCUAUCUGUGAUAACAAUUACUGUCAAUGCAAACCUAAGUUUUUCCAAAAGAAUAGUACUCACUGUGUGGAAAUUUAUAACACACCAAUUAAAAUACUCAAAAAUAAUUUUUUAAUUAAUUUUAAAACUUGUAAUGUUAAUUUUGCGAUACUAAGAGAAUCAUGUAAAACAGAUAACGACUGCAGUGACAUACUACAUGCAAAAUGUUCCCUGGAUAAAAAAUGCAUCUGUAGAGACAACAAUGUUGUAACUAACGAGGCCAUAUGUUCACCGCUUUUGGGUGAAUUUUGUUGGAGAAAUGAGUUGUGCGCAGUGGAUAAUGCUGUU
Molecule: messenger RNA, 2519 nt
Organism: Cotesia congregata
Lineage: Eukaryota; Metazoa; Arthropoda; Insecta; Hymenoptera; Braconidae
Source: the annotation of a GenBank genome assembly